This is a messenger RNA of Saccostrea echinata, 1619 nucleotides long. RefSeq lists its product as uncharacterized. The transcript is spliced from 3 exons. Bases 231 to 1562 code for a protein of 443 amino acids. Lineage: Eukaryota; Metazoa; Mollusca; Bivalvia; Ostreida; Ostreidae. Gene Ontology annotation, molecular function: hydrolase activity, acting on acid anhydrides. The record is from RefSeq and is a predicted model, not a curated record.
ACGUGCUAGGAGUGACAUGUAAUGUAUCUGACAGGGUCUCUAACCUUUCCUUGAGAAUUUCAACAUGCACUUUAUAUAGCAAUGGAUGACUCAGUAUUCGAGGAGCAGGGCUUGGUGUACUAUCUUUUAUUACUACCAAGUACCUUGAUUGUGUUUGUGGCCUGUCUUAUCAUCAGAUGGAUGGGUCUUCAGUUUUUCCAGCAUAAUUAGUCAUCAGAUUUACUUAAAAGAUGCUAUGGAAAUAUCCACAUACAGUGAACAAAGUAUGGAAAGAAACAUUCACAAGAUGUUAUACAAAUGGAAAAAUUUCUCUGAGUGAUAGAUGGAAAACAGAUGAAAAUAUAAUCAUGAAAACUUUUGCUCGUAGGAAAGCUAUAUCUGAAAGGUAUGGGAUAGAAAGAAAGUCAGAGGACACACCUGUGACACAUGUAUCCAUGAAUCCACCCCGUAAAUUCCAUGUGCCAAAAGCAGAUAAUGAGACUUUUUUGCGAGAAUACUCUAGAGGGAUUAUUGAUGGUCAGUAUAUGACAUUAUUAGAAUUACCCACAGUAUACUCCCCCCUGCGAGUUGAUGUGGACGUUGAGAAAAUAGAGUCAUCUUCAUCUGGACUCACGGAAGAGUAUAUUGAACAUUUAUUGAAUCUUUAUGUUGAGGAGAGCUUGGAGUAUUUGGCUGACCCAUUCUCUGUGAAAACUGAAAGAAUACUUGUUGCUUAUAUCAUGCAGAGAAAGAAGAAUUUGGCUGUGGAAAGUGGAACCAAGGAAGGAAUUCAUGUAAUUUUUCCCGACAUUGUUUUUCCAACUAAUUUACAUAAUAAACUUUUUCAUAUUCCCAUUGCUGAAACUGUAAAAAAGGAGACUUCAGGGGAGGAGUUAAAAAUUGUUAUUGACCAAAUAGGUAAAAAUCCCUGGUUCAUGCUUGGUUCUCAGAAACAUUGUGAUCUUUAUCCUUACACUGUAAAUUAUGUUUUCAAGUAUGGUGAACGGUUACAACCACUUACCCUAAACUUGAAUUCAGAGAGUGAAGUCUUUUAUUGGGUGGACAGAUUCUCUAUUAGGUAUAAAAAAUGUUCACAGAUAUCAGAUGCAGCAGGGGAAGAUCUCAAAAGAGAAAUUCAGUCAAUUGAAGAAUCUGGAGAAGAGGAUUUAAGUGUGUAUAAUUCCCUGAAAUCCAAGUUUUCUUUAAGUCAAAAUCAAGUGGACAAGAAGAGUUAUUCAAAAAAUCCCCAAAAAUAUACUGGUAGAAUUGUGACUCCCCAUUUUGUGGAUGUUAAGGAUCUAGUAGAACUGUAUGAUGAUGAAAUUUCUCAUGCUUACAGAUCUUGGUCCUCUAUAGGUUUUGCACUUAGACUUUUGUGUUACUAUGGUAAUGGAUGUGAAAAUGAUUACAGAGAUUUGUGGUUUGAAUUUUCACAGAAGUCCUCAAAAUUUAAUCAGCAUGAAUGUGAGAGAGUAUGGGAAUCAUUUGAUCCAAGUAAGGGUGAUGUUAUAAUGGCAAAGAGAAUUUUAAUGAAGUAUGCAAAUGGCAGUGAUAUUAAAAUGGUUAGAAAUCUUUUAAACUGAUUAUAGAUACAUGUAAGCAUUCAGUUAUGAAAUUCAGAACAAUAAACUAGAAAGAAA